This is a messenger RNA of Poecilia reticulata (guppy), 9151 nucleotides long. It is a transcript of the gene gucy1a2, whose product is annotated as guanylate cyclase 1, soluble, alpha 2. Gene Ontology annotation, biological process: cGMP biosynthetic process; response to oxygen levels. The record is from RefSeq and is a predicted model, not a curated record. Gene Ontology annotation, cellular component: guanylate cyclase complex, soluble. Lineage: Eukaryota; Metazoa; Chordata; Actinopteri; Cyprinodontiformes; Poeciliidae. Gene Ontology annotation, molecular function: heme binding; guanylate cyclase activity.
AAGAGACAUGAUAUUCUUAUGGACUUAAACCAAUAAAAAAGAAAUUGCCAGACGGAUAGAUGUAAGGUAGAGAGGUAGGAAACUUCAGGCUACUUCUUGUUGCCCGAAAGGUUCCGUUUAAUUAAUUUCUCCAGUCUGUUAGACGAUCCUAUCAGAUCAUCAAACAUUUGCUUAACAUUUGUGAGCUGAAAACAAAAAUAAACGCUUCGCAAAAAAAAGAAAAAAAAGACAAACACAAAACAUAACUUUGAUGGGGAAAAUACAUUUUCACGAACUAUCAAAAUUGAUCAAACCGUCGCUGCGUACUUCAGACCGCGAGCUCAGUGCACGCGGCACUUGGCGAUAUACUUGACAGACCGCGCGCGCUUUCUCGCUGCUCUCUUCUUCGCGCAGCUCCAACUCCAGCUGUUUGUCUUCCUACCUUCAGUCCGACUGCGAGCAAUGUUCCCACCCCGAAAAAAACACGGGACGAUAAACGAGGAGGGACGCUGAAGGACGGGGAGUGGAGGACGGACAGGGGAUGAGAAGACCAGCCAAAGAGGAGAGCCGCUGUCGCAGAGGAACAGGAGGAGGAGAGAGGGAAGCAGACACAUCUGCGGUGACUUGGGGGAUUCGGCUUGGUGAGAGGGGGGAUACGCAACAUUCUUAUGAUGCCAGUAUUUUUAACCCGGGUAAGCGGAAUAAAUAAUGUGCCGUGGGACUGCCAUAUUGUCAAUUUCUUUGCAGCUUAGUUAUUUUUAAAAAGCGCCUGCUUUAUAAAUUGACGCUUAAAAAACGGAUGCUAGGAGGAUUUUUGUAAUUCUCUGUAGAUAUCCACCAUGGAGAGCUUUUAUCACCUUUGGGAGCAAAAGUGGAUUGACUGAAGGGGGAGAGAAGGACUGUUUUUAAAAGAAGAUACCGCCACCUUCUCCUUACAUAAAUGUUUGCGUGCCAUUAGAGUGCUCCUGCUUUUCUCCACAACAGACGCGCAUUUCACGCACACUGCCAGAGGUGGACAUUAUCAGUCACACAUGCGGUCCUAAUAACACGGACGGACCUCACCCCCUCUCACCUACCCAGCCCCUCUCCUCACCCCACUGUCUGAUGACUCCCCCGCGCACAGGUGGACGUGGUACGGAGCCUACUGUAGCAUCAUCUUCUUCAUCACCACCACCACCACCACCACCACCGUCCUCCUCCUACUCCUCCUCAACACCACCAUGUCCUCGUCGUCGCGCAAGAUUUCAUCCGAGUCAUUUAGCAGCUCAGUGGGCUCGGACUGCGGGCUUGAAAGCCCCGGAGGAGACGGAGGGGAUGGCGCUUUGGAGCCGGCCGACGAGAGCCGGGGUUGCCCGUUUUCCUCCUUCCCAUCGUCCCACAGAGCGCUGCUCUGGAACGGCCGCAGCCCCGCUGAGAGGUCGGCGUGCCCGGCGGGCGAGGAGCAGCAGGGACCCUGUGUACCCCACAAGAGGGCUACCAGGCGGCGGAGGGUGAACCUGGACUCGCUGGGGGAGAGCCUGAAGCGACUCACUUCACCGACGACACAGACUGUUCAGGAGGCUCUUCAGCGAACUCUGCAGUUCUACAGGCAACAAGAAAUCAGGUGCCAGGAUGUUGGAGGUAGUGAAAGGCAGCGUGAAAAGAAAGAGGAGAAGUGCCCAUUUCUUGAAAACUCUGGCUCAGAGGAAGAUGUCCUACAGAUUCUACAGUACAUGGCCACAAUAUUGGGAGUUCCGUUCUGCGAACUGCGAGAGCAUUUUGGCGAGGAGUUCUUUGGUCUUUGCUUUGAAGAGAAUGAGCGAGUACUACGGGCUGUAGGCGGCAACCUUCAGGAUUUCUUCAAUGGUUUUGACGCCAUUUUAGAACACAUUCGCACCUCCACGGGACGCCGAGCCUCCUCCGAGAGCCCUUCCUUUCAGUGCAAGGAUCCCCGUGAAGAGGAGAAAGGUAGAGGGAAAUUGGAGAAGCUUGGAAACCGUGGCAGCAGAGACGGAAGAGGGAAAGUGUUGUUUCUUCACUGCUUUAACCCUGCACCCGUCGUGGGAUUAGUUAUGCCAGGUUUGAUUAGAGCUGUCGCCAGGCGAAUCUUUCAUUCAGAGGUUGAAGUGGAAGAGGUGCCACCUCUAACUCCUCUGUUGCCAAACGAAGACACAGAACAUACAGAUUGUGAUUCUACAACGCCCACUCCCACUGCGUCCCCCACUGCCUCGCCCUCCUCAUCUCCGUCCCCUCCAUCUCUUUUUCCAACCUCCUCCCCCACAGUUUGUCUAUCCUUCUUACUCCAAGAAACUUGCCCUUCUCCUCUCUCUUCCAUCCCAAUUUCGGCAUCUGUGAGCACCAGCCGUCCUCCACUCCAGCUUUCAACUAACCCCAGUGAUCUUCGCAUCUCCCUGGCUACGUUUUGCCGUGCCUUCCCGUUUCACCUGGUCCUGGGGCAUCGGAUGGAACUCCUGCAGCUUGGAGAAGGACUUAGGAAACAGGCUCGGAUUGAGCCUCACCGGAUCCUUUCAUUUAGGGACUGUUUUGAGAUUGUCUCACCCAAGAUGGAUCCCUCUUUCCAGGGCAUACUGCUGAGACUCGCAUCCCCAUUUACUAUCCGCACCAAGCCCGACCCCAUGCAGGCUGGCACCAAGGAGAAGGUUAUGGAGUUGAAAGGUCAGAUGAUCCAUGUCCCCGAGUCCUGCUCCUUGAUGUUUCUGGGCUCGCCGCGUGUUGAUAAGCUAGAGGAGCUGAUGGGCAGAGGUCUCCAUCUGUCAGACAUCCCCAUCCAUGAUGCCACACGAGACGUUAUUCUGGUGGGGGAGCAAGCCAAGGCCCAGGAUGGCCUGAAGAAGAGAAUGGACAAACUAAAGGCCACCUUAGAGAGGACACACCAGGCUCUGGAGGAAGAAAAACGAAGGACCGUGGAUCUCCUGUAUUCCAUAUUUCCGGGCGAUGUGGCGCAGAAGCUGUGGCAGGGCCAGCCUGUGCCAGCACGGAAAUUUGAUGAUGUCACCAUGCUGUUCUCGGACAUCGUGGGUUUUACGGCCGUGUGUGCCCACUGCACACCUAUGCAGGUUAUCUCAAUGUUGAACGAGCUUUACACACGCUUCGACUACCAGUGUGGCAUUCUGGAUGUUUACAAGAUUGAGACAAUAGGUGAUGCCUACUGUGUGGCCGGUGGACUUCAUAAGAAGGUCGAAAGCCAUGCAAAACCAAUUGCACUCAUGGCUCUAAAAAUGAUAGAGCUUUCUGAGGAGGUACUAACGCCUGACGGGAAGCCUAUCAAGUUAAGAAUAGGCAUCCACACAGGUUCGGUCCUGGCAGGCGUGGUUGGGGUUAAAAUGCCGCGAUAUUGCCUGUUUGGGAACAACGUCACUCUAGCCAGCAAGUUUGAAUCAGGAAGCCAUCCAAGGUGCAUCAAUGUUAGUCCGACAACCUACCAGUUGUUGAAAGAUGACCGCUCCUUUUCGUUCAUCCCCCGUUCUCGGCUGGAGCUCCCAGAGAAUUUUCCCAAAGAGAUCCCAGGGACGUGUUACUUCUUGGAGGCAGGGACUUCGCACAGCCACGCCUCGCUUACCAGCUCUCGCUCGGCUCCUCCGGCCUCUAUGAGGAAGGUCUCCUACAGCAUCGGGACAAUGUUUCUAAGAGAAACCAGUUUGUAGAAUCACACACAGAUGUUUAAAAUGUAAGUGACUGGAUCUGAAUCACAGAAACAUACAGGAAACCAGUCACACAGAUCUGUGGUUAUGCAAAUGCACUAUUGUAAAAAGUGGAAUUUACACCUGAUUGAUGAAAUAUGCUUUCAUCAUAGAUGAAAGAGAACAACUGUCCGCGUCUCUUCCCUGAGCAGUGGAGAUAUUCUUCAAAUGACUUGAGGGACAGCAGCUGCACUAGUCCUUUAUCUAUCCUCCAAGAGGUGGACUGACAUAAUCAAAUUGUGGAAAAACCUUUGGACAAAUUCUCUGUUCUAGCUGGAUGCCUCGGCUGCAGGCCUGGUGUCUGGCUCUCUGCAGCGGUUCGCAUUCAGACAACACCCAGACCCUCGUCCGCAUUUAGCAGAACUGAGUUAAAACUCACAGCGAUCACACUCAUGACCACUGUUGCCCUCAUUCGCCAUUUGCAAAUGGAACAAAACCCCUUUUCAUUUACAAGGUGGGUGCUGAAGAGUGAAUUUUGUAUGACUCGCUGUCCAUCAUGUGCGACAAAGACCUGUAAUGGAAAACGAUACAGCUCUCCGUUUCCUUCGUGUUCAUCUGUCUGUAAGUCAUGUUAUGCUUUACCAAACGUAAGAGCUGCUCCUCCAAACUGUUGACAUGCGGCCAGCUGGCUGGGAUUUGUCAAGAAAACAAGAGGACUUGCUUUGAAAAGGUAAACGCUGGAAGACGAAUGCGAACUAGAGUCAUACUAAUCCAAACUUAUAGCCUUGAUUGUUUUGGAUCCUCAGCAAACUAUAGCAGACAAUGUUGUAAUAAUGGAGAUAAACAGAAUGCUAAUAACACAGAAAUGUAGAUGUCUCACAGCAGCGACUCUUUGAUUUUUUUCUCCCUUUUUUUUACCUGUGAUUCUUUGUUUUAGUGUAUUUCAUGCUUUAGCCUCUUUUUAAUAAGAUCACUUGUUGUCAGCAUUUACCAGCUUGUGUUUACUUGCAUUCAACUAAUCAGCAUUUUUACCUACAUGUAGCAUCGUCCAAAAAGCUUUGCUUUUAGGAGGGACCUGCCCAGAUCGGCCUGCAUCUUGCUUAGGUGACAUCAAUACAAACAGGUAUUUGUGUGCAGGCAUGUUCCUUUUUAUGUCUGCAGGAAUAACAGAUUGUUGUGUGUUUUAGUUUGUAGAGCUGACAGGAGAAAUCGGACACGGUUCACAGUUCCUCAGUCCAGAUAUGAAAGAACGUCCAAUCAAAGGUUUUACUGAACAUACAGCCAAUUUACAGAUGUACUUUUUUUAAUAACUGCAUUGCUUAUAAAAACUAAUGAAAAAAAUCCUGCAUUUGUUUUACCCUGUGAAAAUUUAACCAAGAUACAGAAGCCCAAAAUGAUUCAUGCCUCUCACAGAUUUAGAUUUUUAAUUUUCAUUACCUCCAAGUCUUUCAAGUUGAAAGGUCACCUUGCCAUCUUUCUAGUCUUUAGCUCCCUCCAGUGAUUUUUUUAACUUUUUGUAUCAGAUUCAACUCUGGAUAAUAGCAGGGUUGACUUUUGACACUACUGUGAGUCAGGAAAAGAAGUUGUUGGUAAAAUUCAAAGAUUACUUUGCACUUAAAUCUGCAGAGCUAUGAAUACAUUUGGGGAAUAACUGUAAAUAAAAUUCAAGUCGACUUGUUUGCUGGCAAACUGAGUUCAACUUGCUGAGUGAAUAACUCGGGCUGUCCUACAGAGACCCAAACGUAAUUAUUAAAAAUUGGCCAACAUAAAGUGGAAAUAUUGGUUUUUGGAUAGUUUGGCUUUGGAAUAUUUUACUGGAGACUUUGCAGAUUUGUGUUGUAUUCUAAAUUAACAUUUACUUAAUUGCUAUUUUUCACGACCUGUGAAAUUCAGCCCAGAUGUGACAAAUUGAAAAGUUGGUUGAAGAGGAAAGAUUUUUCAUUUCAAUAAGACGUACUCAAACAUUCCCAUCACAGCUGUUUUUAAUACACUACUUACGCAUAACAAGUUCAGAAAUGACAGUGGUUACAUAGGUUUAAAUAAGACAUUCCUGUGUGCUUACUUACUUUGUAGUUUAAAAUAAACGUUGAGGUUUCUUUUUCUCUGAAAGUGAUUUCUAUAACCAUAAUUCUUCAUACAUGCUUUGAAAGAAAAAUAACUUGCAAAAUUAUGUAGCAGGACUUAAAAUAACAAACUAAAUGUGCCAGUUUGUUUCAAAGAUGCCACCAGCACAGGUUAGACAUGAUUUCUAAGUAACAGUGUGGUUUCUGUGUGUCAUUAUGAAAGAUCUUUGGCUAAUUGUAGGAGUCUGAAACACAUGCUAUAUGAAAAAUCACUUACUGUAUGUUGGAUGCAAAAAAAAAUAAUACCACCAAUGUUAAUAUGUUCCUUUUUUACAAGUAAUGUAAAGAAAAGUGACACCAGCUUAAAAAAUGCAAUAUUUUUUAUUGGAAGAGAAGGAAUAAUGAAUAACAAAACCGUCUGCUUUUAAGAUACCCAAGCGGUGAAUUAUGUCAUUGUCAGUGAUACAUAUAUAACUUAAUAAAUAGAUAAAUACAGAUUUAUUAGAGAGAUGGUUAAAAAACAUACUAUUAAUACAACUAAACAGAGAAUAGAGCAAGUGAAAGAUUUAAAAAAUAUAGACUUGUUCACAUUUUCUAGUGUGAGAUUUACUUUUCAGUUUAGGGUCAUAGCAUCUCAUCAGUGGUUUAUCCGCAGCGGUCGGCUUAUUGUAUUCUAAUUCUUUUUCAUCAGAUGAGUUUGAAAAUGCAGAUGUUAUCCAGGGAUCAACACAUUAACGCAGCUUUGCGUAAGGAGGAUUUGGACUUUGAAGGGACAUUGUUGUGAGUAAAUGUGAUCAUGCAGCCAUUUUUUGGAAAACAUGGUGAAAUGGGGGAAUUGUUAGCUUUAAAACUAAAGACUUUCCAUGGAUUACAUUUACAGCUGAAAACGUAUAUUUCCAUAUACUGUAUAAAAAUAUACAAUAUUUCUUUCUUCACUGUCUGGCAUAAAAUCAGACUAAACUUUUCCUGUAUUGCAUCAGGUACUGUUACUAAAAUUACUACUAUUUAAUAAAUACGAGAAUAGUGGGAGAGAGAAGUAAAUACAAUUUUUAUGAAAGUUAGCAGAAACUAAAAGUUGUUUCCAAAUUAAACGACUUGGAAGUCAUUGAUGAUAAGGGCAUGGCUUUGUAAGAUUCUGACAGAUUAUUUAAUAACAUUUGAGUUAAAUGAAGGCCACCUGUCAAUGUAUUUAUGGCUGCAACUCAAAAACACUGCUUCCUCGUGCAACAUAAUGCGCAAAAUUGAAAGAAAUUAGUCGGGAUAUGGGGAAGAGAAUAACGGACCCUGGGCCGGUUCCUUCUCAAGUGGACUUUUCAGAUUUCCACCAUAAGGACAUCUAAACUCACAAGCCUGAAAAACAUAGUUCACUCUGUGAAGUAUAUCGAUGGCAGCAUCAUGUUGUUUCACAAAAUAGAUGACAUCAUGAUGUGUAAAUAUAAAAUCAGUGACUUUAGAGAAGUCAUGGAUUUCAUAUUCAGUGACCCAUUUGCUUUGGAGCAAAUGGAUCUUCCGAAAAGACUAUGACUCUACUCACACAACCAAAUUAAUUACUAAGUGGGCUGAGGAACGUCACAAACUCCUGAUCUUAGUCCCAUAAAACAUUUGUGGUGCAUUAGUGUCCAAGCUACUUGUCCUACAAAUCUGUCUCUGUUACGCCGGUUCUGUCAGGAAAAUUGGGACAAAUUAAUCAGAGAAGCUUAUGAAAGGAGACCCAAAACCUUUUGACCUUUUACUAUGGAAAGAUAUGUUAACUUAAGUUUGAGGAAUCUCUCUCUCUCCUAUCAUUCUAGUAAUUUAGUAAAUGGAAAUAACUCUAGUAUUUUAAAAAUAUCUAAAAAAUAUAUAUUUUUUAUUAAUUUUUUUCUAUCCACAGUAACUCUAAGACAUAUCAUCUAUCAUUCCUGUACGUGCCAAAUGAUAAAGAACUAAUGGUUUAAGUUCAUAUUUGUCUACAUGAGCAGUCUUUGAACUAUACGAAGCAGAAAAUACAUCUUGCUUAUAAAGAAAUGCUACAGUAUUUAAAAAUGUUUUUCAUACCAAUUGUGUUAUCCAAACUUUCUGUAAAAAUCUUCACAUAUCUAUUUUUAAAUUGUUUUGUAUCAUGAAGUUACACUUAAGAAACUGACAUGCUGGAGGAAUAAGUGAGCACAGAUCCAAACAAAAAAAAAAUCUAGACAUUAGUAAUGCCAAUAUUUGCAAGAAGAAAAUUAGCUCAAAACUAUAGUGCCGUUGUUCAGUGAGAAAAUCUAAUCUUAAGCAGCAAGUUAUUGUGUCUAGUGUGCAUUUAAUUUUUCUUAGACAAGCUGCUGCUCAGCAUCAGAGCUGGUAGAUUGUUUUGUGUGAAGACGUUAGUCAAACUGAAAGAAAGUGAAACGUGAUCAACAUGCUUCUGUUUGAUAGUGGCAAAGCAUAAAGCUGCUCUUGAACAACAAUGCACGUUCAAGGUAACGACAGAGAUGCAGCACCUGCAGCACCCACCUGAAGCAAUAAUAAUAUGUAUGCAGGGAGACAAAUCAGUUUUCAGAUAAAUAAAACUGGGUGAAGUGUUAUAAACAGUCCUAUGUACAUAUGUUAACAUACUAUAAGUUGCUAUUACAGAUUAGUAUUGCACACAUGCAGUAUUAUAUAACAGAUACAACAACUCUUGUAGCUUGUAUGUACUAAAGGUGUUGUUUUCACUGAGCUUCAGAGCUUAAACUCUUGUUCCUGGGCUAAAUAAAGCGGAUUACGCCAGCGUCACACCCACACAACUUGUGUCCAAUUCUCCAGUUUCUUGUAUAAUAUCAGACAUUUAGGAAAUCUUGUGACUCUAGCUGUUCUGACAAAGAGGUUUUGCAGGUGCUGUUUCUCUGCAGAGUCAUGGAUUAUUACACUGCAGUACAUUUUCACACAAAUCAUUACAGUCAAAUGUAGGAGGGCCUCAGUGUCCAGUAACAAAAAAGGCAAAUCAAUAAGGAUUUUAUUUUACGCCAUUAUUUUAUAAAGCCAAAUAACUUACAAUUCUGCUUGAGCCUUAUUAAAAUUAGUUCACAAAAAAUCCAGAAACCUGUUUCAGUUGUUUUACUUGUUUAGGUAGAUCAUUUAUGUCAGUAUUUGAGCCAUCUACUAUUAAACUGACUGUCCCAAAUCACACAUAAGCAUUCUGCACCCUCAAUGAUGUCUUUUCCUAUGAUUAUGAUGAAUAAAAUAUUCUCUGUAUUUUCAUUUUCGCUCUGUUAUAUUUCAGGCUGGUUUCUUUACUGAUGUACUGAUAAAAUGGUUUUUUUUCUUCUUUUUUUGUCUACUUAAUAUGCAUCAUUUUCAUUUAAAGUAAGUUAGCGUUUUCUUUUCUGUUUAUGUCUGAAUGUUAUAAAAUACAUCUAUUUGCCAUAAUUAACUCUAUUCCCGGUGACUCACUCUGCAACAAGUCUGAGCUGAUUAGAAACCGAUAUCAGUUUGAUCAAUGGUUGCUUGGUUCUUACAGCAGAAAUAAACAUGACUCACACCUUU